Messenger RNA from Ipomoea triloba (trilobed morning glory), 1596 nucleotides. RefSeq names its product probable serine/threonine-protein kinase PBL7. The coding region runs from base 114 to 1298 and encodes 394 amino acids. Gene Ontology annotation, biological process: protein phosphorylation. The transcript is spliced from 5 exons. Lineage: Eukaryota; Viridiplantae; Streptophyta; Magnoliopsida; Solanales; Convolvulaceae. Gene Ontology annotation, molecular function: protein kinase activity; ATP binding. The record is from RefSeq and is a predicted model, not a curated record.
UGUACACAUCACUCUGUUCUCGUUCUUGGGGUUACCUUUUUUUCUCCACAGAGCUCUCUCUCUCUCUCUCUCUCUUCGUUCUCAACAAGUCGGAGGAGCAGAGAGAUAGAUAGAUGGGAUGGUUUCCAUGUUCCGGGCAAUCGGCGAGGAAGAAAGGCUGCAAGAACAUCGCAGUAAUCGAUCCUAAUCCCUCCGACAAGUCGAGGUCGAGGUCGAGGAAUUCAUUGAACUCGCAGGAUGUGUCUGUUAAGGAUGGAGGAGCCAAUCAAAUUGCAGCCAAGACUUUUACAUUCCGUGAAUUAGCGGCUGCCACUAGAAAUUUUCGAGGCGAUUGUCUGGUUGGAGAGGGUGGUUUUGGAAGGGUUUAUAAAGGGCGACUUGAUUCCAACCAGGUUGUUGCCAUCAAGCAACUUGAUCGAAAUGGAUUGCAAGGAAACCGGGAGUUUCUUGUGGAAGUCUUGAUGCUAAGUCUGUUACACCAUCCUAAUCUUGUUAAUCUCAUUGGCUAUUGCGCUGAUGGGGAUCAAAGACUUCUGGUCUAUGAGUACAUGCCAUUAGGGUCUUUGGAAGAUCAUCUUCAUGAUCUUACACCCGGGAAAAAACAGCUUGAUUGGAAUACAAGAAUGAAAAUUGCUGCUGGAGCUGCAAAAGGAUUGGAGUAUUUACAUGACAAGGCUAGCCCACCAGUGAUAUACCGUGAUUUAAAAUGCUCAAACAUUUUGCUUGACGAGGGUUUUUACCCUAAGUUGUCUGAUUUUGGCCUGGCCAAGUUGGGGCCUGUAGGAGACAAUACACAUGUGUCUACCAGGGUUAUGGGUACUUAUGGAUAUUGCGCUCCCGAAUAUGCUAUGACGGGACAGUUGACUGUAAAGUCAGAUGUUUACAGCUUCGGGGUUGUACUUUUGGAAAUCAUCACUGGAAAGAGAGCAAUCGAGAACUCAAAAGUUGGAGGGGAGCAGAACCUUGUCUCAUGGGCAAGACCUUUAUUCAAAGAUCGGAAGAAGUUCAAGCAGAUGGCUGAUCCAAUGCUGCAAGGUCAAUACCCGUUAAGGGGCUUGUAUCAAGCGCUUGCAGUAGCAGCAAUGUGUGUUCAAGAGCAGCCCAACAUGCGCCCCGCCAUAGCAGAUGUUGUUACAGCUCUUAGUUACCUGGCUUCACAAAAGUUCGACCCCGAGUCCCAAGCAGCUCAGAACACACGCUGGUCGCCUUCGGCUUCACCUCGAAUGAAGAAAGAUAGCGAUAAGAAACAAAACGGUACCAAUGGAUCUGAAAGAGAUCGAACCACAAGAUUCAAAUGAGAAAGUACAUGCGGUCACUUUGAAAUAUUCUCUCCAAGCCUAAAUCAGAUGAAUUAUUAUGGUCAACAUAUUUCGAAACGUAAAACAGGCUGGUUGGCAAUUUUGUAGCCUAUAUCCCUCUGUUUUCUUCUACUGCUUAGGAGCUUGCUUUGUUUACAUAUGUAUAGGCAAACUACAUUAUAUUACAUAUAUUUGAUUAAUUUUUAUUUCUUGUUGUAUCUACAUACAUUACCCUCGUGUAAUUGAGUUUCUGUCAUACAUUAGUUACUACUUACUAUGAUAUGUUUCUUUACACGAA